AUGGACUCACUCCACCCGUCCCUAUCUCAGGCUCUGCCGCUCAGGGACUACGAUGCCGAACAGGCGCUCCAGGCUCCCUUCAGAGCUGCCGCUCUCGGUAUCGCUACCUUUUACAAGAAAGCGUCCGAAAACGGUCGCAAAGCCUAUUCGCUAGGAUACUCCUCGGCUCUCCAGGACGUCCUGGCUCAUCUACAAACCGCUCUGGAUCAACUUGAUUCUCCCAAUUCUCAGGACUCGAUGGCAUCAACAGUUCAACGAGUAGUGGACUACAUCCAAAGACGUCAAGAAGCCCUCCGAGCCGAAUCACAAGACCCGAACGAUGAAGACGGUGCUCAGCCCUCACCAGCCCCGCAACAUGGCCAUCGUCAAUCAACAACACCCCCCUCUCGCAGCACACUCUCGCCAACCUCUGAACAAGCUCUGCCUCCAACGACCACCCAGGAACCGACAUCGACCGCCCCAUCGACACUUGAGCCCGGUCCAUUGGCCCCUCAAUCGACCCGUCGCAGGACCUCUCCACGCCGGAUGACCCCGGUGAACUUCCAGCCAUCACACGGCUCCGGCUUCGGUCCCGCCCGCCAGCCCUCCUCACCAACAUCCACCAGCGCCGUUUCCCGGCCAACUUUCAACCUCAACUUCAGCUCAUUUGCCGCCAGCCCCUUGCCCCAACACCAGCAACCGAGCUCGACCGGCCCGACAACGACGACCUCAUCUAGUCGACGCCAUCGCUCAGGCCCGACCGAGGGUGCUCGGAAGGGCAAGGUCAAGGAGCGGGCUAACGAGCGCUCCACAUCCGCUGCCACUCCAGACCCUACCGGCCUCUUCUCUCACGGAUACUCGCACUACACUCCCUCCACCACUUCUUCCUUCUCUGGGGAUUCCAAAACACUCUCGUCAGUCGGGAACAAACGCCGCUUUCCUGCCGACUCGACCCUCGAUUCUUCUCCCCUCAACGUGCCUCCUCAACCGGUCCGAAUCACUCGCAGGACACCCACCCUCCCGAUCCCUAGCAAAUCGCUGGCUACCCCAAUCGACCAUCCCCUCAAUCAACCCCCCUCUGCUCAGUCUCCCGAUCAACUCGACCCGCCUCCCACCCAGAUCCAUCUCCACACUCACCCCCAUCAUAACCAGGACGAUGUGCUCAUGCUCCUUCAGGCCUCCCCAGACCUUCAUGAUAAUCAUCACCGCCACCAUCAUCAGCAAGACGGAAUCGAACGCGCUUCCAAACGCUUCUUUUCUUGCAAAAAUCUCUACUGA
Messenger RNA from Puccinia triticina, 1257 nucleotides. RefSeq lists its product as uncharacterized. Bases 1 to 1257 code for a protein of 418 amino acids. NCBI's taxonomy places the organism in Eukaryota, Fungi, Basidiomycota, Pucciniomycetes, Pucciniales, Pucciniaceae. The record is from RefSeq and is a predicted model, not a curated record. The transcript is spliced from 4 exons.